Myotis lucifugus (little brown bat) is the source of this 665-nucleotide messenger RNA. RefSeq names its product deoxyuridine 5'-triphosphate nucleotidohydrolase, mitochondrial-like. Gene Ontology annotation, biological process: dUTP catabolic process; dUMP biosynthetic process. NCBI's taxonomy places the organism in Eukaryota, Metazoa, Chordata, Mammalia, Chiroptera, Vespertilionidae. Gene Ontology annotation, molecular function: magnesium ion binding; dUTP diphosphatase activity. The record is from RefSeq and is a predicted model, not a curated record.
AUGGCCACGGGUGGUCCCUGGCCCCCCAACCGGCAUGCGGAGGAGGGCAGCCUGCAGCUCCACAUCAUGCGGCUGUGGGAGUAUGCCACCACCCACACCAACGGGUCCGCACGCGGCUACGAUCUGUCCAGUGCCUAUGAUUACACAAUGCCACCCAUGGAGAAAACCCUUCUGAAAACUGACAUUCAGACAGCUCUUCCUUCUGGGUGCUAUGGAAGAGGAGCUCCACGUUCCAGCUUGGCUGCAAAACACUUUAUAGAUGUAGGAGCUGGUGUUAUAGAUGAAGAUUAUAGAGGAAAUCUUGGUGUUGUAUUAUUUAAUUUUGGCAAAGAAAAUUUUGAAGUAAAUGGUGACCGAAUUGCACAGCUCAUUUGUGAACGGAUUUUUUAUCCAGAAAUAGAGGAAGUUCAAGUUUUGGAUGACACUGAAAGGGGCUCAGGGGGUUUUGGUUCUACUGGAAAAAAAUGAAAAUUUAUGCCAAGAAUAGAAAAUGAGAAAUAAAGAGUUUUUGUUUGGUGUUUUGCACUUCUGUAAACUUAACAGCUUUAGAUUCUAACAAUAUUUGGUUCUCUUAUGCUCAAGGAAAAAGGUACUCUGUUGGCAUCACAUUGAACUUUUUUGUGUUUUUCUACAUUUGUUGUUGUAUAAAUAUUUAUGGUAACCUA